Molecule: messenger RNA, 588 nt
Organism: Pyrus x bretschneideri (Chinese white pear)
Lineage: Eukaryota; Viridiplantae; Streptophyta; Magnoliopsida; Rosales; Rosaceae
Product: defensin Ec-AMP-D2
Exons: 2
Coding region: 103-339 (78 amino acids)
Biological process (GO): defense response
Source: RefSeq, a predicted model, not a curated record
GGCCUUGCAAGGUUACUAAUCUUCACAUCGAUUUAACUGCAGGUCUCUCUCUCUCUGUCUCUCUUCCCUCUCGCAUACAAGCAUAUAUUCAUAUGUAAAAAGAUGGAGCGUUCCAUGCGUUUGUUUUCGACUGCCUUCGUCUUUGUUCUUCUUUUGGUGGCUACAGGGAUGAUGGGACCAAUGCUUGCGGAGGGUAGGACCUGUGAGUCUCAGAGCCGCAAGUUCAAGGGAGCCUGCCUGAGUAGAAGCAACUGUGCAUCUGUUUGCCAGACUGAGGGCUUUCCUGGAGGCCAUUGUCGUGGCUUUCGCCGCAGAUGCUUCUGCACUAAACAUUGUUAAUUAGCUAUUAAUUAAUGACGAGAUGAUCAUCAUUAAUCAUACAUGUGUGAUGUAUAUGUGUGACAUGUGGGGGUAUUAAGAUUAAAUAAUCGCUUAAUUAUCAUUCCGUGCAUGGAUACCUACGUAUGUGCAUGCUUGUGUGCUACUAGAAUAAAUUAAUAACCCAAUCUUUCACAGUUGGGUUAUCAUUAAUUGUUCUUUUGUUCUUGUUUAUUAAGUAAAACUAUCUCCGCGUGAGUUACUUUGUAA